Molecule: messenger RNA, 2267 nt
Organism: Abrus precatorius (Indian licorice)
Lineage: Eukaryota; Viridiplantae; Streptophyta; Magnoliopsida; Fabales; Fabaceae
Product: 5' exonuclease Apollo
Exons: 3
Coding region: 27-1748 (573 amino acids)
Biological process (GO): protection from non-homologous end joining at telomere; double-strand break repair via nonhomologous end joining; interstrand cross-link repair
Molecular function (GO): damaged DNA binding; 5'-3' DNA exonuclease activity
Source: RefSeq, a predicted model, not a curated record
CCUCCACAUGACACUGUAAAGAGAAGAUGCCCAUCGAAAUGCCGAAGGGAUUACCUUUCUCGGUGGACACGUGGAGCCCAUCAUCGAAGAGCAGUAAGAGACACCAUUUCCUCACUCACGCCCACAAAGACCAUUCCUCUUCCAUCACUUCCCAUGCUUCCUUCCCUAUUUACUCCACCCUUCUCACCAAAACCCUCAUUCUUCAACAUUACCCUCACCUUCUCUCUUCCUUCUUUCUCCCUAUUGAGGUUGGCCAAUCCCUUACCAUCCAUGAUCCCGCCGGUGCCUUCACUGUCACCGCUUUCGACGCCAAUCACUGCCCUGGUUUUUUCAUUACUUUUAAUUUAAUUCUCUUUUUUAUCCAUCUUUAUCAACAUAUUCUAUCUUAUUCAUGGGCUGUGAUGUUCUUGUUUGAAGGGAUAUUUGGUAACAUUCUGCACACCGGAGAUUGCAGACUCACCCCAGAGUGUCUGCUGAAUUUACCUGAUAAAUAUGUUGGGAGGAAAGGAAGAGAGCCUCGCUUCCCUCUUGAUUGUGUUUUCUUAGACUGUACUUUUGCCAAUUUCUCUCAGGGGAUGCCUACCAAGCAUUCCGCUAUUCAACAUGUUAUUAAUUGUAUAUGGAAGCAUCCUGAUGCACCGACGGUGUAUCUAACCUGCGACAUGCUUGGUCAAGAAGAGAUCCUUGUUAAUGUGUCCCAGACAUUUGGAGAUAAAAUAUACGUUGAUAGAGCGAAAAAUCCGGAUUGUCUCAAGAAUCUAUGUCUUAAUGUGCCUGAAAUCCUUUGUGAAGAUCCAUCUUCUCGUUUCCAUUUGUUUGAUGGAUCUCCAAGACUAUAUGAAAGAGCAAAAGCAAAGAUGGUCGAGGCCAAGGCAACUCUCCAACCUUUGCCUCUCAUUAUCCGGCCUUCUGCCCAGUGGUAUGUUUGUGAAGAAGAGUUCUCAGAAAUUGAAAACACUAGAAAAAAGAGGAUGAAUGAAGCAGUUAAGGAUCAGUUUGGCGUAUGGCAUGUCUGUUACUCAAUGCACUCAUCCAAGGAAGAAUUAGAAUGGGCACUUCAACUUCUUGCACCUAGGUGGGUUGUUUCAACAACUCCCAGCUGCAGGGCUAUGGAGCUGGAUUAUGUUAAGAAACAUUGUUUUAACUCUAAAGGAGCUCUCAACAACUCUGUGCGCAAGCUUCUGGAUAUGAUUGUGGAAACUUCUGAUGGUGCUGAUACAUUGGUCAAUUCUGCAAGAUGUUAUCCUGUACUUGAAGGGACCCCUCAGCCUUUUACGCAAACUAAAUCACCAAUCAAACAGUGCGUUGACGCUAAAGUACCGGAAGAAUUGUCUCUUCAUGGCAAAAGCUUGCCUAUCACAACUUUUGGAAGAGCGAGGCUCAGUCUCCAAGAUGUUGGCGUUUCACGAGGAGGAUCUGAUAUGUUGCCUGUUAAUGUUCUUUCUCAAAAAGUUUCAAGUGAUACCCGACAAGAAUUCUUGAACGAUAUGGAUGAUGUUGAAGUGAAGGAGGGAUCACCGGAAAGAAAUAAUGAUUUACAUCCAGUGGAGAAGCAUCACCAAUCCGAGGUUCAGGAAGGAACGAGAGUUAAUAUGAGUACCUCUUAUCUAAAUAUUGGAUCUUCGGGCUUGAGUGGAAGUGUCAUAAAGUUGUACAGGUCAAGGAAUGUUUCUGUGCCUCAACCUCUUCCCUCCUUAGCAGGUCUUAUGAAGUCCAUUAAACGUGUCAAGAGGGGAAUUGAUUAUUAAUCUUUCUUUUCUUCACUUGUCUUGCUGGAGAUGCUCAUGCAUGUAUAAUUCUCAAGAUUUUACAAGAAUUUGUUAUGCCUUCCUCUUUUUCAAACCACCACGUAUGUUACAAGAGUACCUGACAAGAAGCAGCAAGGUGGAGCGAAGAAUUAGCAGGACUGUAGAAGUGUUGUCAAUCUGCUACCAUACAGUUGUUUUUUUUUUUUUUUCCUUUGAACAAGAGGUUCAUCAAAGGAUGCUUCACAUGGAGGAGCUCAUAUACGUGACAGUAUUAUGGAAAUUCAAAUAAUAGAUUCUAAAGUUUUACAUAUAAUUGCAAGGUUGAGGUCUGACAAGGAGCAGCAGAAGUCAAGCAAGAAGCUUUUAUGGUCAUAGAAGUGGUGCUUAGCUGCAAUACUCUGUAUCGUAGUAUCACUGCUUUCUUGCCCAGAUGCCUCAAUUAUGCAAUUUUAGUGAAGGGAUUCAUUAUACUUUUCUAACAGGGGAAUACAUUGUAUUGCUGUCAUCGAUACCAACAUA